CCGGCAGAGCGGGCGCGCACGUUGGGGGUCGCGCGGCUGCCGAGGAGGGCGAGCGCGCUCUGGGACGGAGUGGAGGCGUAGGGGGGCGGGGGCACGGCUCGCCUGCUCGCAAGAUGGCGGACGAGGACGGCGAAGGGAUUCACCCCUCGGCCCCUCACAGGAACGGAGGCGGCGGCGGCGGCGGGGGGUCUGGGCUCCACUGUGCCGGGAACGGCGGCGGGGGAGGCGGGGGCCCGCGGGUUGUGCGCAUAGUCAAGUCCGAGUCCGGCUACGGCUUCAACGUGCGGGGCCAAGUGAGCGAGGGCGGGCAGCUGCGGAGCAUCAACGGGGAGCUGUACGCGCCGCUGCAGCAUGUGAGCGCCGUGCUGCCCGGGGGGGCGGCCGAUCGCGCCGGGGUGCGCAAGGGGGACCGCAUCCUGGAGGUGAACGGCGUGAAUGUUGAAGGGGCGACACACAAGCAGGUGGUGGACCUGAUCCGAGCAGGCGAGAAGGAAUUGAUCUUGACAGUGUUGUCUGUGCCUCCUCACGAGGCAGAUAACCUAGACCCCAGUGACGACUCGCUGGGGCAGUCAUUCUAUGAUUACACAGAAAAGCAAGCAGUGCCCAUAUCGGUCCCCACAUACAAACAUGUGGAGCAGAAUGGUGAGAAGUUUGUGGUAUAUAAUGUUUACAUGGCAGGGAGGCAGCUGUGUUCUAAGCGGUACCGGGAGUUUGCUGUCCUACACCAGAACCUGAAGAGAGAGUUUGCCAACUUUACAUUUCCCCGACUUCCAGGAAAGUGGCCAUUCUCAUUAUCAGAACAACAAUUAGAUGCCCGACGUCGGGGUUUAGAAGAAUACCUAGAAAAAGUGUGUUCAAUACGAGUCAUCGGUGAAAGUGACAUCAUGCAGGAAUUCCUGUCAGAGUCAGAUGAGAACUACAAUGGUGUGUCUGAUGUAGAGCUGAGAGUAGCAUUGCCAGAUGGAACAACAGUUACAGUCAGGGUUAAAAAGAAUAGUACUACAGACCAAGUAUAUCAGGCCAUUGCAGCAAAGGUUGGCAUGGACAGCACAACGGUGAAUUACUUUGCCUUAUUUGAAGUGAUCAAUCAUUCCUUUGUACGUAAGCUGGCUCCUAAUGAAUUUCCUCAUAAACUCUACGUCCAGAAUUAUACAUCCGCUGUGCCAGGCACUUGCUUGACCAUUCGAAAGUGGCUUUUUACAACAGAGGAAGAAAUUCUCUUAAAUGACAACGACCUUGCUGUUACCUACUUCUUUCAUCAGGCUGUUGAUGAUGUAAAGAAAGGUUACAUCAAAGCAGAGGAAAAGUCUUACCAAUUGCAGAAGCUGUAUGAACAAAGGAAAAUGGUCAUGUACCUCAACAUGCUAAGGACUUGUGAAGGAUACAAUGAAAUCAUCUUCCCCCACUGUGCCUGUGACUCCAGGAGGAAGGGCCACGUUAUCACAGCCAUUAGCAUCACGCACUUUAAACUGCACGCCUGCACCGAGGAGGGCCUGCUAGAGAACCAGGUAAUAGCAUUUGAAUGGGAUGAGAUGCAGCGAUGGGACACAGAUGAAGAAGGGAUGGCCUUCUGUUUUGAGUAUGCACGAGGAGAGAAGAAACCCCGAUGGGUUAAAAUCUUCACACCAUAUUUCAAUUACAUGCAUGAAUGCUUCGAGAGAGUGUUCUGCGAGCUCAAGUGGAGAAAAGAGGAAUAUUAGUUAGAGACUGAUUAUCUCAUGUGAGCCAGGACAUUCUUCCAGCGAGGUUGGCCUCUGGAUGGUGAACGGGCUGUGCAAAAAAGCCCUGCUUCUUCCCUUGUCUAGAGGGUGGACACUGCUACAGGCUCCUCCAUCUCCCAUGGCUCCAUGGACCCUCCUCUGCCAGUUUUUAAAAUCAAAUCACCUUCCAUGUUGUUCCCGACCCACAAGGGCAGCUGUCCUCAGUUUAGUCAUCUGACUGGACAUGACAGAGUCUUUCUAGGCUAACCAGGAAUGUGUGUGUGGGGAAAGUCUUUCUACUGCUUUGUCCUGCUGUCUGUGUGUGCUGUGCUGGAGCAUGUUUGGGAGAUUUUGAAUAAUUAGCUAUUUACCCUCAAAGAAACUCUUUCAGAAGAUCAGGCAGUCAAGUCAGAAACAUGAAAAUUUAUAUUUUUAGUGUAGUAGAAAGAAUAUUGGUUCUGGGAAUUUUACCUAGUUUUCUCCUGGUUUUUACCCCCUCUGUGCAACUCUGGGUAAAGCAGCCUCCCUGGGUCUCAGCCUUCUCUUCUGUAAAACAGGGAGGCUGAUCCAGAUAAUUAAUAUGCGAAGUCCGUUCGGGCUCUGAAAGGCCAUGAUUCUAAUGGGAAGUUAUGUCAGGGGUCAAGGCCCGUCAGAGUGAGCCAUCCAGUUGUUCCUUUUUAGCUUUUGUUUGAGGGGUUGUCUCCAGAUGGGAGGAGAUGUGGCUUCCCAAUAACUCUUUUCUUUUCUUCAUUUCAGAACAUUUUCCAGAUGGCGAGGUCACAGCAGAGGGAUGUGGCCACCUAGCCUUUCCCUAUCCCCUUCCCUUCCCUUCCCCCUCAUCCCCUCAUCCUUUUCAUCUCCCAUGUCAGAGUAAUCAUUAACACAAAAGAAGAGAAAAAGAAAAAAGUCCUUAUAUUCAAAAGCCCUAAACUAAAUCUUAUUAAUAGCCCCUCUGCAUUUCACAUUUCUGGAAUUGAGCUGGGCAAGAAUAAAAUGGUCAGCUACAGAAGUCAGCUGAGUUGAGACAGGAAAGAAGUGAGCCCACCCGACUUGUUCUUUCACCUGGGCCUCAUACCAACAGACUCUCUCUCCUUGUACUAUAUUUUUAAAACUGGAACUAUGAACUUCAUCCAUUUGCACUGUUCAGACAUAUAUAUGUAUGUAUGUAAAAAAUUAUAUAUACACAAAUUAGCUGCACGUAUUAUAUACAUAUAUAUAUAUUUCUUUUUAAAUUUCAUAAUGAUGGCAGUACCUUUUUUAGCUUGUGUUUUUACACACCUUUCACUAGAAUUCAUGACCUCUCUCUUGCUCUCUUUAUUUUGAAACAAAUGUUAAAAAGAAAAAAAAAAACAUUUUAUAGGGAAAAUACCUCUCCUCCUGAAGGACUCGAAAAGUUUACAACCUGCUUGGGUUUCCCCCCCGCCUUUUUUGUAUUGAGUACAGAUUCCGGCUCAUGGGUUCCCAGAGAGUCUGAGGAACAAGAAGUAUAGUUUCUUAUCAUCCAAGAGGGUGCUGGGGAGGAGAAAGAGGUGUGUGUUUCUCAAGGGUAGCAUGGCUGUGGUUUUGCAGGGAGAGCCUAAAGACUUGGUGUGUCUCUUGAUUCCAGGAAAUUUUUCUGAUCCACCUCUGUCCCCCCUCGUGGCUUUCCGACCACAUUCUGCAUCUCCUUCCUGCUUCCCAAGGGCCCUUGUGUGCUUUCCCUCACCUGGCCCUGGCGGCGUUGAGGGUGGGCUCAGGAGGCUGAUGCCGCAGGAACUUGAAACUUUUCAUGGUAGUGAUUCACACUUCCUGCUUUUUCUGCAGCAGGGAUAGACCUAGGGACCAGAGUUAAAGCUGGUCCCUUAGGCACAAAGGUUGGACUUACGUAAAGGAGAGGGAGAGAGCAGUGUCCUGUGUACACGCAGGGUUUGCUGCUGUGCUUCUGACUGGCGACUGCCUGCAACCCUUAUGUUCUCUGUGGCGUCCUCACACAGCCGUCUGGGGAGGAAUCUGAUGAUGUUUUCAAGGCCUCAGGGAAACCGGGAGUGUGUUAGCAAUUUGUGCCAACUGAGGAGCCAGGAAGGAAUAGUAGAAAUGUGGUUGAUUUAGGUUGAUCUCCAACUUUUAAUUAAAAGGAUACUGAAAGAAAACCUUUUUGUCCCUCAGAGAGCUCCUCCCCUGACCUUGCAGUCAGACCCUUUGAAAUCUAAGCACUGCGACGUGCCAGGAGCAGAGGCAGGGCUGGCAGGGCAGGGCAUCCUCAGCCCCAGCUCUGUGGAGAAUGUGUGAGGAGCACCACGUCAGGCUUGGUGCAGCUGACACAUAUCAGGGAGCCUUUUCUCUUUCCCUUCUCUACCUGUUAAACACAAACCUUGUAGGGUGACAUCUUUUCUCUGCCUGACUGGGAGGCAGCCGUGACAGGCUGCAGGCAGCCCUACUGAGUAGUGUAGGGUAGUUUGAAGUUUUGUUUUUGUAACUUGUUUUUGCAGAUCAUUGUGAAGCCACUCUUCUUUCUCUCUGGCUCUGUUAUCCUGGCAGCCACUUGCUGGGGGUGUAGAGUCAAGUAAGAUAGCCUCCCUCCCCAUCCCUCCCCAGGUAUCAUUGCAGAGUGUAAGGCGUGAGCAUGAUGAAUUCAGAGCCAGAAAGUGGUGCCACAUUUGAGGCUUUGACACAGGAAACAGGAAUUAGCUCCUUUGAGGGGGGAGGGUGUUAAAUGAAUUUAAUAAUGAGCCCAAGGACCCUGAGAAGAAGAAAUGUUGAUUUCUUCCCACUCUAAGAUACUAAAGAUUUCGGCACCAGCUUUGUUCAAACUGUAAAAAUAGCAAUUUUUCCCUUCUCCCUCAUAGUGGGAGAGGAAUGAGCAAAUGUGGGAAUUCCUGAGAAAGCCCAAAGGCUGACCUUCGGGUACAAGACACGGGGAUGUGGAGUGAGUGAACUUGGAGUGGGUGGAUGGUGCUGGGUCCUUUCCUGGCAUAGCGUUUCACUUGGCACUUGGAGGUCAGGUGAGGGGCCCCAUAGGUAGUUGGCCUGUUGGAGGAAUCUAUUUUGGAACAGGCCCUUCUUGAGGCCGUCCCACCAACAAAACACUCAGCUACAGCAGGAGAUAGGGAUGGGGGUGACCCUAAAGGACAGCGCCUUCUCUUAUUCCACCUACAGUGGGCUUCCAGUGAAGGAGGCAGGAGUCACUGUGGCUGUGGAGGUCCGCAGGAUCGAGCCCUUCUUUGCAUGAAGCAGUGUUAGGUGUGACCCUACCCCCACCCCCUUCCUGUGUACUUCGUCUCUCUAAUCCUUCUUACUCCUUGGUCCUGGCUUCUGCCCAGGGAGGCUUUUAAAACCAGUCUUCUUUUGCAUUUUGUCUCUGGAAAAGGGGGGUUACCCCUGCUAUCACCUUCACCCCAGCAGAGCCAGUAGGACCCUCCUGAUCUCCCACUGACCUCCCUCCACAUUUGGUUUCUAUCCUCUGGGGCAAAAUCUCUGAGGUUUUUAUGGAUCAGGAGAAAAUACCCUGAAAAACUUGCCCCUGCAGCAAGUUCCCUCAGGCCACACUCUGGACUCUCUGCUUUGUAUAUUUUUGUUCUGCCCUCCCCUCAUCCUAGGUCUCAGCACAGGUACAGACAUGUAUGUGCUCAGAGCAGCUCCUCGGCCUGGACGGAGCUCUCAGGGAGGAUAGAGACAGACAGCCUGGCCCAUUUAGUUCCAUCUUUUAGUUACCCAGGCCAGUAGCUUUCAGUUAUUCCCUCUUACGACUCCAAAACCAAUACUUAGAGCAGCAAAACUGGGCACUGACAGGAGGCAACACCUCUCUCUCAUCUCAGAAUUUGCCACUGUAUAGUCUGGGCUCACAGGAGGCAGCGUUCCUAAAGGGGAUUGUGUCCUAGUUGGCCAGGAGGGACAUUGUGUCCUCCCUUCUCUCCGUCAUGCUGCCUGGCUGGAUUGAUUCAGCAGAAGCAACUAUUCUGUCUGUUGGACACCAGCAUUCUGCUGUCUCUUCACCAGCUUCAUUGUGUUCCAUUAGCUUCCUUUUGGAGGGAGGGUAUACAUAUGGUCGAAUACUCAGAGAGGGAGGGAUAGUAGAGGCAGUGGGUGUGCUUCUUAGCUGCCCAUCUUCCAAGCCUGCCUCUUGUCUUCCUCUUCCCCUGACCCUGAGCACCUUGGGUCAGGCCUUGCUUAUACCAGGGCAGCAUUUGCUUGCUCCUCAGCAAUGGUGGAGGGUGUGUGGGAAGCUUAGGGCUCCAGGAAGGCACAGAAUCGAAGCAGGGAGUGAUGUGUGUAUGGGGUGGGGACUAACUUUGGAUACCAGUUUUAUAUCGUGUCCCUCUUUUAAGCCGGUGAGCUGGGCUUCAGUUUUUCCCAGGCCAUGCACACUUUUAAUUUAUUUGAGAGAAACUCUAAUUGUAUUUUCACUGCAGUAUCUUGUAUUUUUUAUUUGUGAUUAAGAAAUGUGAAGAGAAAAUACACAGAAACAUAAUGGCUGACAGUGUUUCCUUCAUUCCUUGUUCCAGAGCUAACCACUCUAAAUUUGUUUGGUAAUGUCACUUAGUGUAAUUAAUUGUAACAUAUUCUUUUAAAUAAAUUGAUUUAUUGAUGAAACA
Otolemur garnettii (small-eared galago) is the source of this 6271-nucleotide messenger RNA. RefSeq names its product sorting nexin family member 27 (gene SNX27). Gene Ontology annotation, biological process: intracellular protein transport; signal transduction. The transcript is spliced from 12 exons. The record is from RefSeq and is a predicted model, not a curated record. Gene Ontology annotation, cellular component: early endosome. NCBI's taxonomy places the organism in Eukaryota, Metazoa, Chordata, Mammalia, Primates, Galagidae. Gene Ontology annotation, molecular function: phosphatidylinositol-3-phosphate binding; protein binding. Bases 114 to 1700 code for a protein of 528 amino acids.